Messenger RNA from Engraulis encrasicolus (European anchovy), 2041 nucleotides. It is a transcript of the gene retreg2, whose product is annotated as reticulophagy regulator family member 2. The record is from RefSeq and is a predicted model, not a curated record. NCBI's taxonomy places the organism in Eukaryota, Metazoa, Chordata, Actinopteri, Clupeiformes, Engraulidae. The transcript has 10 exons. Bases 62 to 1990 code for a protein of 642 amino acids. Gene Ontology annotation, cellular component: membrane.
UGACGGAUCCACCUUGCCAUACCCCGUGAUCUGCACAACAACAUAACAAAGUGGGGAAAAGAUGGCGAGCGGGGAGGAGGCCAGACGCCCCUCUGUUUCCUCCUCUUCGGUUGGCCUGGAGGCCCUAUUCCCAGCCGGGGGAUCGGAGCAAGCCUGUGGAGACGCAAACCCGGAGCUAGUGCGACUUCGAGAGCGACUCCAAGGUUGGCUGUCGCAGUACGAGCCCGCGGUGCUGUGGGUGCAGAGGCUGCUGGUCUGGGAGAGGCCCUUGUACAGCAUCAUUGCUGCUCUGUCACUUAAUACGCUGUUCUGGCUCCUGUCCUCCACCUCUUUGCGUCCUCUGUUUCUUUUGAGUGUUUCUCUCCUGGGUCUCAUAUUGCUGGAAAGAUGGAAAGAUAAGCUUCCAAAAAUAACCGUCCGGAAUCCUGAGGCUGCCAAUGUGGAAAGGGAGAGCAUGACGGUGCAGCCGCGUCUGCUGAGCGUGGCGGAGCUGAGCCAUCACCUGGCCGAGAGCUACCUGACCUGCUCCCUCUACAUCCAGGAGAUGCUCCAGUUCAAACGCCAGAACCACGGCAAGUUCUGUGGCAUGAUGAGCUGUGGGUGUGUGGCGAUGGCGUUGGUCGGACACUACGUUCCUGGAAUCAUGAUUUCCUACAUUGUCGUGUUGAGUGUGUUGCUGUGGCCACUGGUGGUGUACCAUGAGUUGAUCCAGAGGAUGUACACGGGCCUGGAGCCCAUCCUGAUGAAACUGGACUACAGCAUGAAGGGAGACACCCAGCACCGCAAACACGACAAGCGCAAGGUGAAGAAGGAGUCUGAGGAAGGGGAUGAGCCGAGGGCCGAGACGGAGAGCGAGAGCGAAGAGGAGCUGUCUUGCUUCGCGCCCACGGUGGAUGUGAAAACUACAGCGUUGGCUAUGGCCAUCACAGACUCGGAGCUCUCUGACGAAGAGGCCAGCAUCCUGGAGAGCGGAGGCUUCUCAGUGUCCCGAGCCACCACACCACAACUCACCGAUGUCUCGGAAGACCUGGACCAGCAGAGCAUGCACAGUGAGCCGGAGGAGACCUUCUCGCGAGACCUCCCGGAGUUCCCGUCGGUGGACGAGUCUUCCUCCAUGGAGCCCGGCGGCCUGUUCCACUUCCCCCUGGGGGGCGCUUCAUCCUCCACCACACUAGGGGGCUCCGGUGCAGCAGGGGAGCAGCCCGACUCGGAGCCCCUCAGCCCCGCCAGCCUGCUCCUCCAGCACCUUGCCUCCCCGCUGCACUUCGUGAACACCCACUUCAAUGGCCACCACAGCAGGCUGGCUGCCGCGAGCCAGGUACAAGGAGCUUCCGCCGCUGGGCCCAGUUCGAGGCAAGCAGCAGACGAGGAAGAGGAGCAUGACGAAGGUGACGACGACGACGAAGGUGAUGUGACCCCCGAGGCAGUGCCCCCCCGGACCAGCCGCUCGCUCGAAGCCCUGAGCGAGGAGAUUGUGAGCACGGCCAUCUCCACCGUCGUCCAGAACACGCUGUCGGCCCUGCUCCGCACCUCCGAGGCCAUGGAGGGGCCCUGCAUGGAGGAGUUUAUGCCCACCGAGACGCCCCCUUGCCCCAUGGAGACCCACCUCGAAGGCCCCACCACCACCUCCAGCACCACCGGCAGCACAGACCACGUCACCACCUCCACCUCCCCUGUCACCUCGACUCUUCCCCAGCACGCGGACGAUGACGACGACGUUGACGUUGACUUGGACGUGACGGGAGAGGCCAGCUCGGAGGAGCCGCCCGACGCCGUGACGCUGGUACCGGCCGAGGAGGAGGAGGACUUUGAGCUGCUGGACCAAAGCGAACUGGAUAUGAUGAUGGACGAGGGCUUGGGCUUGGGUUUUGGUUUUGACGGACAGGGCGUUACUACAGCGGCAACGACAACGACUGAGCCCACCACCCUUUCCCACGCGACACCAGACACACCGGCCAGCCAUGAUGAUGAGCACAGUCACACGUCCUAGUUCCCAACCCCCCCCACCCCCCACCUCGAUCUCCCUACCCCGACCCCAUCU